AUCAAAAUCAAAAUAUAGAAUUAGGGUUCGUAAGUGACGAAGAGAAGCAGCAGCACUUUGUAUGCUUGUUUCUUAUUCAGAUUAAUUGCUUGGAGAGUUCCAAAUGGACCGUAUCAGUCUGUUGCCCAAUGAUUUCCUCUUGCAGAUACUUACACUACUUCCUACAAAAGAUGUCUUGAACACGAGUGUUCUGUCAAAACGAUGGCGGAAUCUUUGGAAGUUGGUGCCUAAACUCCAGUACAUCGAUAUCGAUAAGAAUGCUGAACCUUGGAAAUUGUUUCUGUUUGUGGACAGGUCUUUGCUAUUACACACGGCUCCAGUCUUAGAGAGUUUGCAUUUCAAGUUUGGUAUGAAAUGCAGGGACGUAGAUGUUGGGUUUUGGGUUAGAAUCGCAGUAGAACGAGGCUUGCGUGAGCUGAAUUUCGAUUAUAGUCAUAUGAUUGAUGAGCCUAUCAGAUUGCCUCAGAGCUUGUAUACAUGUGGAACACUCGUGGUGCUCAAACUGAAAAACGUAUCCCUUGUGGAUGUUCAGUUCCCGGUAUGUUUCCAGUUGCUCAAAACGCUGCACCUGAAUGAUGUGAUUUUCCUAGACGAUGAAUCUCCUCUGAAGCUUUUGUCAAGCUGUCCUGUUCUUGAAGUCUUGGAUUUGAUUCGAGCUCCAAAUGACAACGUGUCGAAUUUCUCUGUUAUGGUGCCUUCAUUGCAAAGAUUUAUGUAUCUUGGAUUCUUUAGUUCUGAGCUUGUGAUGAAGACGCCUUCUUUGAAGUACUUUAAGAUUUUAGAUAAUGGUUACAAUUGUAUCAUUGAGUAUUUGCCUGAGAUCGUGGAAGCACUUGUGGAGGUGAUAUGUUACAAUACUGAUGAAAUCCUCAGAUCUCUUGCAUCAGUCAAACGUCUCUUGUUAUGUAUACACUGCGAGGUUGAGUUUCCUACUGGUAUUAUCUUCCACAAGCUUGAACACUUGGAGUUUUUCACUUGUUAAACAUUGUGGGAUAUACUUAUGUCUAUGCUCCAACAAUCCCCGAAACUUCGAUCUCUCAAGCUUAACGAGGUCCAUUUUGACUGCAUUGUUUCUCGAGAUCCUAUGCUUCAUUGGGAUGAACCAAGCUCUGUUCCUGAAACGCUGAAGUCUGUUCUUGAAACUUUUGAGUGGAGAAACUACAGGGGAUGGAAGAUAGAGAGAGAACUCGCAACUUUUAUCUUCAAACAUUCAAAGCGUCUAAAGAUUGCAACCUUUUCACCAGUUGACCCCAAAGAAUUGAGGAUGGAACUCCGUACAACAGUUGGGAUGAAAUAUCGUAUGCUCACGGAUUUGGCGCGUUUGCCAAGGGGCUCAACAGAGUGUGAGCUUGUCUUUGGUUAAGUUAAGCUUUUGUACACGUUUUCCAUUCAGUAGUAUUGAAGAAUUAUUAGGGUUUUCAACUCUCUGUGUUGACAGCGAAAUCACUGGUUUAAAAGCUUGC
This is a messenger RNA of Capsella rubella, 1463 nucleotides long. Its product is annotated as FBD-associated F-box protein At5g56370. NCBI's taxonomy places the organism in Eukaryota, Viridiplantae, Streptophyta, Magnoliopsida, Brassicales, Brassicaceae. Gene Ontology annotation, molecular function: protein binding. The record is from RefSeq and is a predicted model, not a curated record. The transcript is spliced from 3 exons.